This is a messenger RNA of Eufriesea mexicana, 2201 nucleotides long. RefSeq names its product solute carrier family 26 member 6. Gene Ontology annotation, cellular component: membrane. The transcript has 11 exons. The record is from RefSeq and is a predicted model, not a curated record. Lineage: Eukaryota; Metazoa; Arthropoda; Insecta; Hymenoptera; Apidae. The coding region runs from base 138 to 2144 and encodes 668 amino acids. Gene Ontology annotation, biological process: transmembrane transport.
AAGUAGAAAAUAUUGAAGAUAGCAGAAAGUAAGACCUACAUACAUAUCUGAGAGUAAAGUAAAAUAGAUAAGAGAUCAAAUUUUAAGUAUUUUUUAUUGAGCAAAGUUCAAUAAUUAAUUUUUAAAUUAUUAUCAAUAUGGAGAAGCAUGAUGCAUUGUUACAAGUACAUUUAGAAAGACCUGUGUAUGAACAAGAAACUUUAAAUGAGGAUUAUCAUUAUGAAAAGCCCAGAACAUUUGAUUUUCAAGAUGUAAUAAGUGAUUUAAAACAUAAAAACUGGAGAUCAUGUUUUAUAUCUGCAAUUCCAUCAAUACAUUGGCUAAGAGAUUAUAACUGGAAAGAAAGUAUAAUGUCUGAUAUAAUUUCUGGCUUAACUGUAGCAAUUAUGCAUAUUCCUCAAGGCAUGGCUUAUGCACUUUUGGGAAAUGUACCACCAGUAGUUGGAAUAUAUAUGGCAUUUUUUCCUGUUUUAGUAUACUUUUUCUUUGGCACAUCUAGGCAUGUGUCUAUGGGGACAUUCGCUGUGGUUUGCUUGAUGACUGGGAAAACAGUGGCAUCUUAUUCAGUACCACACAAUGAAAUUGCAAGUCCAAAUGCUACAACUACAUUAUCUAAUUUACCUAUGGAAUAUUUAUAUACACCAAUGCAAGUAGCAACAGCAGUCACACUCAUGGUUGGAAUAUUUCAGAUCAUAAUGUAUAUAUUUCAUUUGGGUAUUAUAAGCACAUUGCUCAGUGAUCCAUUAGUGAAUAGUUUUACAACUGGUGCAGCAGUUUGUGUUUUAAUAUCCCAAAUUAAAGACCUAUUAGGCUUGAAAGUACCAAGACAAAAAGGAUAUUUUAAGUUUAUUUUUACAUUGGUAGAUAUUUUUAAAGAAAUACAAAAUACAAAUUUAACUGCUGUUCUUAUAUCAUUGAUAACAGUUGCUAGUCUUGUAUGUAAUAAUGAAUUUUUAAAGCCAUGGGUAAGUAAAAAGUGCAGUAUUCCAAUUCCAAUCGAACUAAUUGCAGUUGUGAGUGGAACUUUAAUUUCAAAAUAUCUUUGUUUUUCUGACAAAUAUAACAUUCAAGUUGUGGGUGAUAUUCCUACAGGAUUACCAGCUCCAACAGUUCCAACAUUUGAUUUGUUACAUCUAGUAGCAACAGAUAGUAUUGCUAUAACUAUGGUUUCUUAUACCAUUACCAUAUCAAUGGCUCUAAUAUUUGCACAAAAGUUUAAUUACAAAAUUAAUUCGAAUCAAGAACUUCUUGCUAUGGGUUUGAGUAAUAUAGUUGGAUCUUUCUUUCUAUGUAUGCCAGUAUCAGCAUCCUUAAGUAGAUCUUUAAUUCAACAAACUGUUGGUGGUCGAACACAAAUAGCUAGUGUUGUAUCAUGUAUAAUAUUACUUACAAUCCUUUUGUGGGUUGGCCCAUUUUUUGAACCUUUACCAAGAUCUGUUCUUGCAUCAAUUAUCGUUGUAGCUUUAAAAGGAAUGUUUCAGCAAGCCAGCCAGCUUAUAAAAUUCUGGAAAUUAAGUAAAUGUGAUGCACUAAUUUGGAUAUCAACAUUCUUGACAGUCAUAAUAGUAAAUAUUGAUAUUGGUUUGCUAGCUGGAAUAAUAAUAUCACUUGCAAUCAUUUUAUUGCAAAGUCUUAGACCAUAUAUUUGUUUAUUGGGACACAUACCAAAUACAGAUUUGUACUUAGAUAUGAGUAGAUUUAAAGCGGCAAUAGAAAUCCCUGGCAUCAAAAUUUUUCAUUACUGUGGAACAUUAAAUUUUGCAAAUACUAGCCAUUUCAAAUCGGAAUUGUAUAAAUUAAUUGGAAUAAAUCCAAAAAAAAUUAUAGAACAUAAAACAAAGUUAAGAGAAAAGGGAAUUUAUAUGGAUACAGAAGAGUCGGAAGACAAACAAGAAUUACAAUGUGUAAUAAUGGAUAUGAGUUCAUUAAGUUAUAUAGACUCUAGCGGCGUCAUUACACUAAAUUCAGUAAUGAAAGAAUUUCAACAAAUUGAUAUACACUUUUAUCUUGUAAGUUGUACUAGUCCCAUUUUCGAAACUAUCAAAAAAUGUGAUUUAUAUUUACAUGGAGCACUUACAUUUAAGAUUUUUGCAACUAUACAGGAUGCCAAAACGUAUUUAGAAAGAGAACUGUAUUCAAGAUAAUAUAUGCAAUUCAUCAUACUUACAAAUUACAAAUUAUAUUAUGGUUAUUUUGAACAA